Centropristis striata (black sea bass) is the source of this 1076-nucleotide messenger RNA. RefSeq names its product C-reactive protein-like. The transcript is spliced from 4 exons. Lineage: Eukaryota; Metazoa; Chordata; Actinopteri; Perciformes; Serranidae. The record is from RefSeq and is a predicted model, not a curated record. Bases 42 to 698 code for a protein of 218 amino acids.
AUCAACUCUCAGUAUUGUGUGUGUAUUUGUCUCUAUAUUAGAUGGCCUUGUAUCUCCUACUGCUGAUGCUGACAGCAUGUGCUGCCGUUCCUCAAGAUCUGUCAGGUAAAAUGUUCACCUUCCCGCAAGCAACUAACUCAGCUCACGUGAGGCUGACAACAUCAAGACAGGUGCUGGGGGCUGUUACCGUCUGUCUCAGGUCCUUCACAGACCUCCGCAGAGCUCACACCCUCUUUUCUUUGGCCACACCUUCUGCUACUAAUGACAUUCUGAUAAUCAAAGAUGCUGCAAACGACUUUGAUGUCUGGAUCAGGAAUAUUCAUGUAAAUGUGAUUGGGCAGGACUACAAACUGGAGACGUGGCACUCAGUCUGCACCACAUGGGACUCUAUCUCUGGCUUGGUGCAGGUCUGGUUAGACGGAAAGCCCUCAAGCAGGAAGCUGGUCAGCUCUGGAUCCCACAUCAGCGGCCCCAUUUUAAUUGUUUUAGGCCAGGACCAGGAUUCCUUUGGGGGAGGCUUUGACAUUAAUCAGUCUUUCAUUGGCAUGCUGUCUGAUGUCCACCUGUGGGACCACGUCCUCUCCCCCGGUGAGAUCCAGAACUUUGUGGAUCAGCGGUACUUCACCCCAGGAAACGUGCUCAACUGGAGCGCGCUGGAGUUCCAGAUCGCAGGACGAGUGCUGAUAGAAGACAAAUAAUAAUUGUCAUAAACGUGAAAAGUCAAAAGCAGGUUUUGAAACAACUGAGAUCAUUUUUCUGUUUUUUUGUAUGUAUCAUUACCUCCACUGUACAGGUUGUCUUUUUCGGUUCGGUUUGCUGUUUUUUUGUUUGUCUGUAAAAAAAAAAUGGCCCAAAUUAAUCAAACUUCCAAGGGAGAACCCAUUACAUUUAUGAUCAGUAUCUCGUCUUGUGGUCGCUACACUUUCUGUAUUCUUUAUUUUAGUUCUCUUCUGGUCUCUGUAUUUGCAGCAAGAUCAAACAAGUUUGUGUGUGUAAAAAGUAAAGUUGUAAAGUUCUAUUGUGUUUAAUAAUAAUAACUUGUAAGCUAACCAGUGAAAUGUUGUAAAUAAGAAAAU